Molecule: messenger RNA, 5467 nt
Organism: Helicoverpa armigera (cotton bollworm)
Lineage: Eukaryota; Metazoa; Arthropoda; Insecta; Lepidoptera; Noctuidae
Product: matrix metalloproteinase-2
Exons: 12
Coding region: 626-3310 (894 amino acids)
Biological process (GO): collagen catabolic process; proteolysis; extracellular matrix organization
Cellular component (GO): extracellular matrix
Molecular function (GO): zinc ion binding; metalloendopeptidase activity
Source: RefSeq, a predicted model, not a curated record
GCCCGUCAAAAGUUUAGUAGUUAGUUCGCGCUGUGUCGCGGCGAACGCGAGCCGAAACCGAGCGGUCCGCUCAUGGACACUGUUCAUUUUUAUUUACGAUAAACUCGUACUAAAUUCAAAUGUUCACAGAAACAGUGCGUUAGUUGAAUUAAGUACUUAACCAGCCGUCUGUACGUAUAGCUAAAUAAUAGUGUCUAUUUUGAUGUUCCAUAUAUCGAUUUUUGACAACUCUUUAGAGAAUUAGUUAGCUUCAUUAUUUUUGAGUUCAAAUUCAUUGGAUGUAAAGUCUCAGUGGUUCCAUAAAGUUAUUAGUGUUUUCAGUUUCAGUUGUGUAAGCUUGUUUGCUAUCCCUCUCAUUUGAGUGGAAAGGGAAAGGAAGGCCGAGUGUUACCCAAGCAUUGUUUUGUUUUCAUGAUUUUCUUUGCUGUAUGUUAAUGUAGAGCGGAUUAAGAAAAUAGAUCGCUUCGAUAUCUUGUGCCUACAAGAAUAUUAUAAGUACAAAACAAACACAGCGCAUCGCCCACGUAGCGAGAUAACACAGCAUCCCGUCCACAGAGAAAUUAAUAAUCUGGAACACGGUAACAGGAAGCAUGUCGAUAAAGUGUUCCAUGCUAUAACAGUGUUGAUGAGAGAACUGCUCGACGCUGCUGACACUCUAAUAUGGUUAGCUGACACCUGCGAACUAUCCGCUGCAGUUACCACGAUGUUGUCAGACUCCCCGACACACUACAAACGCGACGCGUCCGCACAUCACUUUCAUAGAAGUUCAAAACUUGCUCUCGCCGUAGACCCGACCUCAUCCAACAUGCAUCGCACUGCUAACGUUGUUGCUGCAUCAAGCUCGCCGAGUGACAACUCGCAAACAUCAUGUGUAGUCACUAAUAUCGACAGAAUGGCACACGACAAUCAUUCCAAUGAUAAUUUAGAACAAGUUUAUGAAUUGACUGACUUAGAUAGAUUUAGGAUACUUAAUCAUGGAAAAUUAGAAUGCCAAUAUGAGUCUGAAAGGCAAUGCUCUGCCAAAGAUAGAGCCUCUCAACGAUACGUAUUGCAUAACAAAGAAGACGUAUACGGAAAAGAAUCGAUUACCAGAAAGAGGGUUGAGGCUGACGAAUGUGGUGGUUCAAGGCGGGCCGCUAAUUUGAAAUUUAAAUGUAGUCGGGAUGCACAGAAGUGGAUGGGAGCGAUCGGGAGGACAAUGGGCAUUCGUGUUCACGUGCGCGCCAUAGCCGUCGUGGUGUUGUUCCUGGCCGUGUUAGCGACGAGUGCAGCGGCGCCGACGAGGUCCCGGCCCACGCGCAGCGCACACGAGAAAUCAGCGAGAAGUUACCUGGAAACGUUCGGCUACCUGAAGAAGGGCAGACCAGAGGUUGGCAACCUGCAGCUCAUGGGCAACGAACAAGAAUACGAAGACGACUUCAGGAUCGCCAUCAAGACUUUACAAGAAUUUGGCGGUAUACCGGUGACGGGAGAGAUCGACACAGCUACGAAGAACUUGAUGAAGCAGAAACGAUGCGGCCGACCGGACCGGGAGGAUGGUGAAGACGAACAUAGGAGGAAGAAACGGUUUGCGGUGCAGGGGGAGAAGUGGAAAUACACCAACUUAACUUGGAGCCUGUCGUCGACGCGGCGGCCAUCGCAACUGGACCCGUACGGGACGCGCAGCGUGCUGGCGCGCGCGCUCGACGUGUGGGCCCAGGCGUCGCGCCUCACCUUCACAGAAGUCAACUCGGAUGAAGCAGACAUCGUUGUCUCAUUUGCCAAACGUUACCAUGACGAUGCGUAUCCAUUCGACGGGCGCGGAGCGAUCCUUGCGCACGCGUUCUUCCCCGGCACUGGUCGCGGCGGAGACGCACAUUUUGACGAUGACGAGCUCUGGCUGUUGCAACCAAGGGAUGACGAUGAAGAAGGAACGUCACUGUUUGCAGUGGCUGCACACGAGUUUGGACAUUCUCUGGGCCUCAGUCAUAGUUCUGUGAAGGGCGCGCUUAUGUUUCCGUGGUACCAAGGCAUUCAACCAAACUUUGUGUUACCAGAAGACGACCGCAAUGGUAUCCAGCAAAUGUAUGGGCCUAAAAAGAGUACGAAAUGGGCCAAAAUACCGUAUUACCGUCCAGCUGAGCCGCCACCAACUACGACUACCACCACGACCACCACUACCACCACGACAACUACAACCAGGAGGCCGUACAUCAACCAACACCACAACAGACAUCAAGAUAGAUACCCCAACCGGCCAUACACCCCAUACCCACGCAUUCCCAGCAAAUACCCUGCAUACUACCCGGAGAAACCCAACCAUUACCCGUAUCACCCCGACCGCCGCCAUUACAACUCAAGCGAAGAACAUCCUCGACGCACGAAUCAUCAUCAUAACUUCCGUCCCACGGAGACGACCAGCCAUCCUACCACGUACCGCCCACGCUACCCCUAUGUGCAGCCAGAGUACCCGAGCAAUCCCAGACCGAAUUAUCCAAAUGAUCCGAGACAAGAUAACCCUAGGAAGCCGUAUUACCCGGAGAAGACGACGCAACGAACAACGACCACCACACCUUCGGACAAACCUGACAAGUGUGACACAAGUUAUGAUGCAGUCGCCCUUAUACGUGGUGAACUCUUCAUAUUCAAAAAUAGAUACCAUUGGAGGAUAGGAGCUAAUGGACAUUACCCUGGGUAUCCAAUGGAAACUACGAGAAUGUGGCCCAGUCUACCGAGAGAUCUUACCCACGUCGACGCUGUUUAUGAAAGACCAGAUCGAAAAAUAGCUAUUUUUAUUGGUAAAGAACUAUACUUAUUUAAUUCUCAAUAUCUGGUGCCGGGAUACCCGAAACCACUAUCCACGUUCGGCCUUCCUGAAAGUUUGGACAAACUAGACGCUGCCAUGGUCUGGGGUCAUAACGGCAACACCUAUUUCUAUAGCGGCACUAUGUACUGGAAAUAUGAUGAAGAAAAAGGUCGUGUUGACUACGAUUACCCUCGCAACAUGGCCAUGUGGAAGGGCGUGGGGUACAAUAUUGACAGCGUCUUCCAGUGGAAAGACGGUAAAACGUAUUUCUUCAAAGGGAAAGGCUUUUGGAAGUUCAACGACCUUCAAAUGCGCGUCGAAAAUGAGAGGCAGUACCCUUCGUCUACAUUCUGGAUGGGAUGCCCCACGGAGCGCGCCGGUCGCCGCGCCGGCUACAAGGCGCCGCCCGCGCCCGGCUCAACUCUACGCUCACCUAGUGCUGCAACUACUAUUACUGUAAACUUACUACCAUUCUUAUGCUCUACACUCUUAAUAUUAACAAGUUAUAUUAGGUACCUUACGUAAAUUAUUACUAUGACUGGCAUAAUGGUGAUCGCACACCUGUCAGAAUCGAUCGCGGCGAAGGAAUCGAAUGCAUACGAAACCUCGCACACUUGCGCGCUCUGAAUUUGUCGAAUCGUCCGAAUCUGGCAGAAUUACAGAUAUGAUAUUCGAUAAAUUCGAUUCUUUUGCCGUGGUCGAUUUUGACAGGUUUUCGUUCACCAUAUUAAAUUAUAAUUACCUAUGGUAUGGGUGGGUCAUAGCAUAGGCUUAGAAUAUAUACUGUCCGGCUAUGUGCCAACAUAAUAUGUAGAAAAGUAUAUAUCCUAAGUAUAUGAUUCAUGAACUUAAAUCUGGUUACCUAAUUAGGAAUUUUGUAACGUACUGAUAAGAGUUAAGAUUUGGGAACAUUGUAACGGUCAAGUUAUAGUUCAGCUUAUAGGAAGGUACCUAUAUAUUUAGGUUUCUAUACAUAACGUAUAUUUUUGCAUAACAUAAAGGAUACGAAAGUAAAGAACGAUAAAAAAAAUUAAAGCUACCUUAAUUUAAUUCUCCUGUAAUAUACCUAAAGCUUAAAGAUACAAUUUUAACUUAACUGAGAAACCUAUGUACCAGAGACGUGUCAAAACGUCGGAAUCAACAAGUACAUAUCGGAAACGUCUGAUUUAAGACUAGAAUUAGUAACUAUUGCGCAAAAUUGCACUGCCUGUUUAGUAUUAAACAAAUAUCUAAGUACGUUAGUAUAAUAUACGUCAAGUAAGAAAAUUAAAUAAAAUUACAAGUAAUAGAAAGUAUGUCCAGGAUAGAGCGAAGUGGAAGAAGAAGAUACGGAAAGCGGACCCCGUCACAAGACGGGAUAAACGCUAAGAAGAAGAAGAAGAAGAAGAAGAAAGUAUACCUACCUAUCGAUAUCGAUUAAGUAUAGUCGAACUUUAUUAUUAUUUAGGCAAUAAGUAAUUAUAUGAAAUAUUAUUUCUAUUAUAUGUACAUUUUGAUCUCAAAACGAUCGAGUGCUUGGUUUGUUAAUGUCAUGUAAGGUAUAAAACACCACCCACUUAGCUUCUGUACAGUUUGUAUUGUACUUCGAUGUUUAAUUGUUAAAAUGAAAAUCACAUACGGUAACUAUGGUUACUCAAUAAGUAAUAAAUACUUUGUGCCAUAGGUACCCAAUUCCAUACUUAUACUACAUAACUGCCUUAGUUAUUUGGUAUUAUAAUAACAUGCAUUUGUAGAUUAAUGUUGUAAAAAUUGUACUCGUUUACUUUAUUAUUACUUAUGUAUAUCAUCUAUAUAAUAGUUGACUAACUUAUUUAUAUCUCUUAUGCUGGUUAAAAGAGGUACACAUUUACUGUAAUUUGUAAAUUAUAUAAAUGAUUUAAAGUUAUAGAUAACUAAAUAUAAAAUAGAUGCCAUAUAAAUCAAUGCUAACUAUAUACAUAUAAUGGUUUGAUAUAUACAUGUAUUUUUUAACAAAUGGCCUUACGUGUAAGUACUGAGAAAAAGUUAGGAAUGAUGAAUAUGAAGCGUGUAAUCUGAUUGUGUUGCCAAUGAGAAAAGAAAAAGUUAAACUUGUUAGAAUGAAUAUGGUGCUUAUUAUAGUUAGUCAUUGUACAGAAUAAAUUCUCUUUGGAUAUUUUUGUAUGUUGCUGUUGUGUCUUGAGUCAAUAUUUACCAAACAAGUCAAAUAAAUAUCUUACAGUCUUCUUUAAUUCCCAAACUAUAUUGGGUACUAUCUAAUAUGAAACGAUCAAUAGAUACACCUACAUUAUAACGAAACAAUAAAGUGAAUAUAUAAAACACAUAUAUUUAAUCCUGUGCAAUCAGCAGUCCAGUUUUGAUCAAUAUUCAUUUUAUUGUAAGGAAAAUAAUAAUAAUAUAAGGGUUGAAAGCCAUGUGGUCGCUAGGGUGACUUGUAUGUAACGCAAUGUUAUAUCUCUCAAGCCACUCAACAUUUUAGUGUAAUAAGUAUAGGCUACAUUCGAUUUUUAUAGUUUCUUUGGUCACAAAUACAUAAUUUAAUAAUAACUGUGAUAUUUACUUUUAUAUAAAAUGCCACGAAAUCUGGCGAUAAAAAGGAAUAAAAAAAGUCUUGCUAAAAUAAUAUUACUCAAUGAAUAAUUUUAGUUCAAUGUAAUACCUUUAAGUACUAUUAUAUGUUUAAUAAAGAAAUUUCUAUGGUAA